GUCGCCCCAGCCCGACCUUCGUCUCGGCGUGGCCGUUCCGUGCUUGAGGCAUUGCGUGAUGGGUCCUCAAGCUAGGGGCCAACACUUCCGUGUGCAUGGUCGUGAGUUCCAGCUCAAAGCUCAGCCAUGAGACGGACGAUGUCACUGCUUGGCUGCAUCUCUGUGGCCUGUCAAUGCCAGUCGCCCAGUCGCCCAGUCGCCCUGAAGACAGGCCUACAUCUCAACUCGGCCGUCGAGGGCGAUUUCAUGCAGUACCCACUGAGGCAUCCUACCCUUGCGUUGGGUUUGCAUGUCAUCGUCAAAGAUGGCUUCCGACGGGAGUGUGCUCCCAUGCGGCAAGACGCGUGGAGCAGCGGCCAAGGCGCGGCAGAGGUCGAGACGAGACAGGCGCGAACCAUGAUGGGGGCUUGGUGUUUGGCCUGCUCAGCCGUAGCGCCGGCUAAGCGGCUACUGACUCUCUGCUUCGCCGCCCAGCAGCCGUGAGGGCCUCGUUUGCGCUUCCUGAAACAAGGCGCCAGGACGGCUCUGUCAGGCUGGGGUGCUGAGGUCUGCCUGGGCUCGACCUAGUACUACAUACGGUGGCAUCCAGGUCGGAGAGUUUCCAACCAUUAGUGACGCCCACGACGAUGCCCUUUUGAGUCAGUCCCACAGCUCAUGCCUCUCGGGCCUUUCCUCAACCUUGUUUAUUGCCCGAUGCUAGUUCGCUUUGGAUCAGCUCUCGGGAUGGGUUGUUUCGCAUCUCCAAGGGCGUCAGUCAGUCAGCCAGCCAGUCAGUCGACAUGAGUGCCUGAUUCUUGACUGGCUGCAUGGUCUCGCCCGGAGAUGGCCGUCGAUAGCUGCUUCAACCCUUCAGACCUGCGAGGAGAUGGGAUAUCGACCCUAACCCAGGGUCAAACAUCACUCUUCCUUGGAUCUUGACAUCACAAAGGCCUUGUCUUCAACACCUUCUUAGCUUCUUUACACAGUACUCCGUAUGCGGCGGGCUUGAGGAGUGGCGUAGCGACCACCUCGCUUCGGGCAGAGAGAGAUACCCAGCUAGCUAGCCGGCUAGUCAAACACGUUGUUUCGUUUCAUCGUCUUGUGGAUCUUCUUCAGCUCUCGCAGCCCUGCCCGAGCCGUCCCUCACAGGGAUUCAGGGAUCCGGGCUCAACACUGCCUAAAGGAGAAGCCACCCUUGUCGCUGGUCAGGGUUUGAUUCAAGGGGCAAUACGAACCCACCGUCCUGGAUCGCACUCGACCUUGCAGGCUGCCGCCCAUAGUGGAGGCCCCAAGACGAUCCAGAACCCAAGGCUUUCGAAACUCCAGACAGGUUGACGUAAGGCUUUAAGAAUCAAUAUCUCUUGAGCGGGCCCCUCUUAGGACAAUGGCAGCGUACCUUCUUCUCUGAUGCCGCGUGCAGCCUCCCUCUCUGCCGUUCCCACCAGUUGACCACAAUCACACAAACACACACCUUCACCCAUCACCCCCCAACAUGACAGGGACUCAAGAGGCGAGCCACCUCUCCGACUCGUCGUCCCGACGGGUCGAAAAGGAUUUGCCACCUUCGCCACCCAAAUCCGCAGCUGUCGAGACAUUUUCACAGGCCCAAUUUCAGAAGCAGAUGCAGCAGGGUCAACAACAACAAAGUUCGGGGGCUCUCAUAGAGAUAGUGGACUUGCCUGCACCACACAGCGGUCACAUCAGAAUACUGCAGAUCAGCAGGCCAUCCGCCUCCAAUGCCAUCUCAUACGCAUUGCUCUCCGCCCUGCGGAAGGAGAUCCAGACAAUUCAAGCACAGUACAGCCAGUUUACGGGCGCAGAGAUGCCAUGGACCGAAGGCGAUAUCAAAGGCCCAACAAGAGCCUUGAUCAUAGCUUCAGCGGUCGAUUCAUGCUUCUCUGCUGGUGCGGAUCUGAAGGAGUUGGUAGGAUUCACGCAAGAGCAGGUAUCCGGCUACUUCUCGUCAUUAAGAGAUACGCUGAAAGCACUCUCAAAUCUUCCGAUACCUACCAUCUCAGCAAUCGGCUCGAGCGCAUUUGGAAGCGGCUUCGAGCUUGCCCUGGCUACCCAUUUCAGGAUCAUGUCAUCAAAUGCCUACAUCGCACUCCCGGAGACCGGCCUCGGCAUAAUCCCAGCCGCAGGUGGUACCCACCGCUUAUCCACGCUCAUAGGCGUCGCGCGCGCACGCGACAUCAUCCUGACGGGCCGGCGGGUGACGGCGCCAGAGGCGGUCUCCAUGGGAAUCGCAAACAGGAUGGUGGAUAUGGCCGCGGACGAGCCAGGUCUCCAGGAUCUGCCCUUCCUCGGGGUUGCGCGGCGCAAGGUCCUGGUCGAGGCCAUCCGGCUGAGCGAAGAGAUCUGUGAGGGCGGUCCUGUAGCUGUGAGGGCAACGAUACAGGCCCUGAAGGAACCCAGUGAGAAGUCGGAGAAGGCUAUGAUGGAGAGAGUUGUGGGGAGUGAGGACUGGUUCGAAGCCCUGAGGGCCUUCGGAGACAAGCGGAAACCGGUGUUCAAGGGCAGAUGAAUGCCCAGGUGGGAGUCGAACUGGCCCUGGAACGUAUAUCAACAAAUAAUUAUGUCGUCUUUAAAUACCCAUGAUGACCUGUAAAAGGAUAUGGGCCGCUUCGUUCUUAGACGAGAAUUAUCAUAUGUUGAUACGAGUGUGGGUAUCCCAUUGACUUCAGGACUUCAUCUACUUUCGGCGGCGCUAAAGGUGUUCAACGUUCAUUAUCUAGUGCCUGGCCUAUAUCAAAUUGAUUCUUCUUUCGGCAA
Molecule: messenger RNA, 2751 nt
Organism: Diaporthe batatas
Lineage: Eukaryota; Fungi; Ascomycota; Sordariomycetes; Diaporthales; Diaporthaceae
Exons: 2
Coding region: 1472-2503 (343 amino acids)
Biological process (GO): fatty acid beta-oxidation
Cellular component (GO): mitochondrion
Molecular function (GO): enoyl-CoA hydratase activity
Source: RefSeq, a predicted model, not a curated record